Amoebophrya sp. A25 is the source of this 191-nucleotide messenger RNA. The record is from the annotation of a GenBank genome assembly. Lineage: Eukaryota; Dinophyceae; Syndiniales; Amoebophryaceae.
GGGACGGAAAACGCGUGGAUGGAACGUGUGUAGCCGGCACGUAGCUCUACCUCGUGAUCUCCUGAUUAGAAGACUUCUCUCAUGGUUCUACCACCACAGAGGCAGGAUCUGGAAGAAGACAGGAUGAUCAACAUACAACACGACCUGCUACAUACUACACUUGGAUGGUUGUUAUAUUGCCAGGAGGAAAG